Fonsecaea erecta is the source of this 810-nucleotide messenger RNA. RefSeq lists its product as hypothetical. The transcript is spliced from 3 exons. Lineage: Eukaryota; Fungi; Ascomycota; Eurotiomycetes; Chaetothyriales; Herpotrichiellaceae. The record is from RefSeq and is a predicted model, not a curated record. Bases 1 to 810 code for a protein of 269 amino acids.
AUGGCUGUCGCUCAAGACAAGGUAAUUUCGAUAAACCCUGACUAUGUCCCCAGGUCAGAGGCAGGGACCACCAUCACUACUACAGUACCGGAGUCAUUGCGAACCGUGUUUGACUUCAAUGGGACAAGCAUGACCAGCUGCCCAACGGGCGUCACCUGCCAGCCAAACGUACUGGUGGAGACCGUCCGUGCAUACCCGACUACAAUCACCGUUACAAAUAUCAAAACCAUCACGGAAAAGACUACCCUGCGCGAGAUUUUCACGUCGGUCAUCGUGGAGGUCAUACCGUCCGUAGUUGCUCUGGAAGGGAUCUGCCACGGGGUCACGACAAGCACCUACGCGACACCUUUCACCCUCUUGGUUGAGCAGAAUUUCACGACGACAGAUUUCUAUCUCUCCAGAUCCACCACCACAACGACCUCGACGAGUACAUUCAAUAUCACGGACAGACAGGCUUGUACUUUGGAGAUGCCACAGCCUUCCAGCCCUCCUGGGCCGGUUAUUUCAAAUCCUGCGCCGGUCAUUUCCGGUCAAGUACCUCUGCCAAUUUCUUCAGACCCUGCCGCCUCUGCGGCUUCUGCUGCCUCUGCGGCCGCCGAAUCUUCAGCCUCUGCCGCUGCUGAAGCUUCAGCUUCUGCCGCCUCUGCUGCUUCCGCCGCCGCCGAAGCUUCAGCCUCCGCCGCCUCUGCUGCCUCUGCCGCCGCCGAAGCUUCAGCCUCCGCCGCCUCUGCUGCCUCUGCCGCCGCCGAAGCUUCAGCCUCCGCAAGCUCUUCCGCCCCUGCAGAAUCACCAUCCCCCUCCGGCUCUUGA